This is a messenger RNA of Cyprinus carpio (common carp), 805 nucleotides long. Its product is annotated as phosphoinositide-interacting protein. NCBI's taxonomy places the organism in Eukaryota, Metazoa, Chordata, Actinopteri, Cypriniformes, Cyprinidae. The record is from RefSeq and is a predicted model, not a curated record. Gene Ontology annotation, molecular function: phosphatidylinositol bisphosphate binding; transmembrane transporter binding. The transcript has 2 exons. Gene Ontology annotation, biological process: phosphatidylinositol-mediated signaling; positive regulation of cation channel activity. The coding region runs from base 11 to 655 and encodes 214 amino acids.
CUCUGUCUGUAUGUCUCUCUCUCUCUCUAUCCCUCUCUCUCUCGCUCUCUCACGCCUCCGAGGUCUUGGAUCAUCUCACAGCAGAGGAGUUGACAGGACUGAUGCUCAUCUGACAGAUAUCAGACUCGAGAGGAUCCUCACGAUUACACACACACACACACACACACACACAUCUGACAGGCUUGGCCGAACCAGGCGUCACAGUGCUGUUUACCAGAGACAGUGUGAGGCGCAGGGGUGCGGGGCGUCCAAAGACAUGCCAUCAGUCCCAGAGCACCUGCCCCUCAGUGACUGUCCGCGCUCAUAUUCCCGCGAGCAGCUCACGCCUCGCUCCGUGAACACAGUCUUCAGCUUGGCUCACAAUGACACCUUCUGGACUCUGCAGCCCGCUGCGGGAAACUGCGAGUACUACUGGCAGGCCAUCCUCCUCAUGACGUCCGGGGGCAGCGUGCUGAUCUGCGGGAUGGUGCUGAGCGGACUUUACUUCGCUGGCUUCUCCAUGAUGGCCACCAACAUCCUGGGCCCCGCUCUGCUAUCUGUGGGGCUGAUGGUGCUGGUGGUGGGGGUGGUUUUGAUGCCCAUCACACGACAAAUGAGGCAUCAGAGUGCAACUAAACACCUCUGCAGUUACUACAAGCCUCACAUAAACAUCUGAGGAGAACUUAAUAGUUCUCUAGUAGGAUAAUUCAGUUCUCUUAAUAGUAGGAUAGUACACCCAGAAAUAAAAUUUCUGUCAUCAUUUACUCACCCUCCAUAGUGACUAAAGUUUAUUUUUUGGGGGGUGAACUAUCCUUUUAAGGCAAGA